Molecule: messenger RNA, 2168 nt
Organism: Aspergillus alliaceus
Lineage: Eukaryota; Fungi; Ascomycota; Eurotiomycetes; Eurotiales; Aspergillaceae
Exons: 11
Coding region: 376-1806 (476 amino acids)
Source: RefSeq, a predicted model, not a curated record
AGUGGUAGGAGUUGAUAGAUUAUCGGCUAAAAACCACCUAUGAACAAGUCCCACCCAAAAGGGGCAGGUGCAGCGAGAAACACGGUUAUUUGAUAUGUCGAGUCUGUUGAGUGGCUCACCUCGGAGUUCCUAGAUAUAUAAAGCUUCCUCUUUGUUCUUUUCAUUUAUUCCACUCUUUGCAACAUCGUUCUACCACGUUCUAACGACCAACCCACUGCGGAUACAACAUUUCCUCAACUAUGUCUGACAGCAAUGAAAACAGUAAUGAUGUCCAGGGUCCAUCCACCCCCUCAAACGGACAAGAUGGUGGAAAUGGACAAGACGGUGAGAUGGACUACAACCACCGGCGUCAGGGCACGAUGAGCAGUGACUCUAAUGCUACCAGCGACCAAAGGAGAGAUGCUUUCCUUCAAAAUUUUUAAGGUGCACAAAGGCGAUAAAAGCACCGACGAACUACCUGCUUUCCGAAUUUCAAAGGGAGCACUUCUUGAAGGUACCCUGAAGAGUUUUCGGGAUGAAAUAGUGAAACAAAACAAACUUCAUGAGAAUUACUCUCGGCGGCGUUUUUGCACCAAAAGCGGUGCCGAAGUACCCGAUGAAAAGAAGUUAGAAGAAUACGUUGGAACGAAGCCAGAUGAAAAUGGCGAUUUCAUAAUUUACAUCCAGAGUCGUUUCAAGAAGCCAGGUGGUCCUCUUACCGACGAGGCUAGAGAAGGUCGCGACUUGGAUCUCGGCCUUGAUAAGCCCAGUGAUCCCAGGGAUCUUCCAAAGAAUGAACUCUCCCGAGUCAAACCCGAGUUCAAGCCCGAUGACUGGAAGGCUACCGCUGGAAAAGCGCCGGUUAUUAACCCGGCAGAUAUGGAUGAGAAGCAUUGGGGCAUUGUCAUGCGCAACAACGGUGUUCUGUGUGGGCUACACCCUCAGGGCGAAAUCGCCAAGGAGAUCACACUACCCUCCGGAAAGACUGUCACCAUUCCUUCGAUUACCGUGCCAACUCCCGCCAGAAAAGCCUACUGUCCCGCCUUUGCUAUCAAACCGAGGGCUAUAGCGCCCCAUGACAUCACAUUUGAAGACAAGGACAAAGAGAAGGUGUCUGAUGACAAAACGAAGUUGUUUCGUAUUCCGAGGUUCCGGAUCACCGACAAAACAAGCGUCGAAGUCUUCGAGACCCGCAACUCCUUGGAGAAGUCGUUGGCUGAAAGUGGAUUUACUCAGCACUCGGUGAAGGGCGGCGUAGGUGGCACGAUAGGCCCUGUAUCAGGAGGCUUCAGUGGCGGCUAUAAUUCUCGCACCGAUAACAUCAACGCCGAUGCUUUUUCUGUCGAGAGAAAGUACAUGCAUAUCAGUUUCAAUUACCCCAGGGUUCAAUUUCAUUUAGAUGAAAGCCAGCUUGAACUGACCACAGAAUGUCAGACUGCUCUCAAAGAGCUGAGAGAAAAUCCGACAAUGGAUCAAUUGGGCAAGUUUUACAAGCAGUUUGGGGAAUUGUUUGAGCCUGAAGUCCAUCUAGGUGGUCGACUAUUUUCUACUGAGGAGUUUGACGGAGUUGCAGGAUCGACAGUCGGACAAAAGAUCACCAAUCUCAAGAUUGCAGCCGGCGCCUCUUUUGCAGGUGGAGGGUUCUCGGCGAAAGUCAGCGGCAAAUAUGAGGAAGCAAAUAAUAAAAAGGAGGACAGCAAAUCGGCCACAAUGACCCAGUCAAUUAGCUGGUGUGCUGACGGAGGCGACACCACGCUUUGCAAUAAGUAUGUCCGCUCGACGUUCUACGACACUUGUUACCUUCGGGAAUUGACAUCUGUGUUCUAGCGCUCCCGCGUGGUGCCCUACUGUUGCUUCAUUUUACAACUGGCGUGUGAUGCAGGUGAGAGCAGACCCAGUCAUCUACUCCCCCCAAGACUAACAUUUCCACAGAAAACCAAGCUCGUCAAACUCGUGGACCACAUUGGGUUGCUUCCCACGUACAACGAUAUCCCGUGUCUCACUCGAAAUAUAGAGUGUCUUGCCGCUGCUGAAAAGGACUGUCUUUCGUUUUCCAGCGAGAAUUUUGUCAAUUUUGCUCGUGCCCCAUCACCGGAAUAUCGUGUCUCUGAUGUAUCAUUCAAGAUACCUAUUGCGGAACCCAGCACUCUCUUCUACGAUAAAGAUGAUGAGAAAACAAAGAUCAAGAU